AUGCACAGUCCAUCCGGAACAAGACCAAAGAAGAGACUUGCGUGCGACAGGUGUCACUCACGUAAAUUGCGCUGCUCCGGGGACUUGGAUGGUUGCUCGCGAUGUCUGGGUGAUGAUUCAGUCUGCACUUAUAGCCCUGCUCUCAAGGUUGGAAGACCUAGUAAAGCAUCUAUGGCGGGCAGAGAGAUACAACAGACACAAUCUAUUUCUGAUACGGCGUUUUAUGGUGGUUUCUCGGAUGGAGAUGCAUUGACUGCAGAUUCGGGGAUAUCCAUGCCUCCGUCACCUCCACAGCUCGGCGAUAGUUGCAUUACAGAUCAUACAGCGCUAUUUGAUUCAUUCGACUUUACAAACAGCCUCGGCGACUUUAAUAGCACGCAUCCAUUUCUCGAUAUGCCCAUGAAUGAAGACCCGUGGUCUGUUCCGACAAGCCCACCUAUUGGUUCCAACGACUCCGUCAUUGAUCCCCGUUUACGUCCGGCGAAUGACACAACGAAUGCACCCAGCCCGCUCGAGAGAUUACCGGUCCUUCAGCAAGAACUUCUACGCACAAGACUACCGCCCGCUCAUGUGAGGGGCGCUAGCACUCAAUCUCGACCGGCGAAAUACAUAGAAGCAGCCAUGCGACCGGUGCAAGAGACCCUUGGCGUUGUAACCGAGUUACUACACCAAUGCGUGAAAAGCAAUGGCGAUGUCGCCGACUCAGUUUGCUCUAAUUGGCAGACAGUUCUUCACCUGGUUCUAACGCCCUUGUCUCUUCUACUGUCUACAUACGACCAGAUACUACACGAGAUCCGCAACGCCGUCUCAUCAUCAGUACCGAACCAAGAUUACACCCUGUUCGACUCAGUAGACUGCCGGGUCGCAGGCCUCAGGCUUGAUCCGCCUUUGAGAUUGAUCUUGCUUGCUACGGUGGUAGACUACCAAUUGAAACAUCUGUACCACACUGUGAGGACGUUUCAGUCCAAGUUUAUGCAUUCGGGAAAUUUGGGAAUAGCAGAUUGCAUGUCGUCGUCGACCAUGGCUGAGGUUCAGUCUACCAUUCGGUCGCUACUGGCGGUAACCAGGAACACAUUGCAACAAUCACAAGAGACAUAA
Molecule: messenger RNA, 1098 nt
Organism: Fusarium redolens
Lineage: Eukaryota; Fungi; Ascomycota; Sordariomycetes; Hypocreales; Nectriaceae
Exons: 2
Coding region: 1-1098 (365 amino acids)
Biological process (GO): positive regulation of transcription by RNA polymerase II
Cellular component (GO): nucleus
Molecular function (GO): DNA-binding transcription factor activity, RNA polymerase II-specific; sequence-specific DNA binding; zinc ion binding
Source: RefSeq, a predicted model, not a curated record